UGAGCAUCUCUAAGAACGCGCAAGUCGCAUUCACUCAGGUCUGAAUAAAAAACAGCGUGCUUAAAUCAAAGGAAAUCCCAGCUUCGCACGGAACAUGGCAUCAAAAUGUCCCAAAUGUGACAAAACGGUUUAUUUUGCGGAAAAAGUAACCUCCCUGGGAAAAGACUGGCACAAAUUCUGUCUGAAGUGUGAACGCUGUAACAAGACUCUGAAUCCAGGAGGACAUGCAGAGCAUGAUGGGAAGCCAUACUGCCACAAGCCAUGCUAUGCUGCCCUCUAUGGACCAAAAGGUGUCAAUAUCGGCGGAGCUGGAUCAUAUGUCUAUGAAACACCGGUGAGUGAAGACACUGUCCACGAUGCAAUGGAAACCAAGCCCAAGGCUGAAGAGAAAAAGGCUACUAGGGGCCCAGUGAAGGCUGCAAGCUUCAGUUCGUUUUCUGGUCAGCCGAACAUCUGCCCAAGGUGCAACAAGACAGUGUACUUCGCUGAAAAGGUCAGCUCCCUGGGUAAAGACUGGCACAGGCCCUGUCUGCGCUGUGAGAGGUGCAGCAAGACUCUGGCUCCAGGCAGCCAUGCAGAGCACGAUGGCCAGCCGUACUGCCAUAAACCCUGUUACGCUGUUCUCUUUGGGCCAAAAGGAGUGAACACUGGAGGUGUUGGCAGUUACAUAUACGAGGACCCAAAUACUGAGAGCCAGUCCUAAGAACCACAGCCACACCAGCAGUAUAUCAUUAGCAACCGUAGAUUCAAGCUUCUCGUCUGCUUCCUUUAACUCCACUUCCUCUCUUUCUUGAGCCUGCACUGAUCUUGUUCAUCUACAGAGUGCCACUUAAUUGUACUAAAAUGAGCUAGUAUUACUACUUACUAACAGGAAUAUGUGUUUAGCCUUUUUGCUGUAUUUAUAUAUGGUUUAUAUAUUUUUAAGAAUGUAGUUUGGAUUUUGAUUUUUUUGACUGUGACAUCGAAUUAAAGGUAACACAACAAAAUUCUGUUCAGAAUUAAAUGUUUUUACCAGUAGUUCUAACAUAUGUGUAGUUGUGUAGCACUUUAGCACACUUAUUUAUUAAAGUUUAC
Molecule: messenger RNA, 1074 nt
Organism: Carassius auratus (goldfish)
Lineage: Eukaryota; Metazoa; Chordata; Actinopteri; Cypriniformes; Cyprinidae
Product: cysteine-rich protein 2-like
Exons: 8
Coding region: 95-703 (202 amino acids)
Source: RefSeq, a predicted model, not a curated record